Molecule: messenger RNA, 1149 nt
Organism: Sipha flava (yellow sugarcane aphid)
Lineage: Eukaryota; Metazoa; Arthropoda; Insecta; Hemiptera; Aphididae
Exons: 7
Coding region: 247-966 (239 amino acids)
Source: RefSeq, a predicted model, not a curated record
UUGUUAUGCGGUGCGUACGCGUAGCCGCCGCUGGGAGAGACACGCGGAAAUCCGACGCGCGGCAAAUCGGUAACGGAUUUCUUCGAUCGGUUCCGAUUAGCGUUUUAUCGCGCGCGCCCGACGACGGUGCACAGUCGUUCGCCGCGCCGACCACCACGUACACCAGCGGGCAGCAGAGCAGCAGCAGCAGCAGCGCGGAAGAAGAACGAAAAUAAAGAAAGAAAAGAAAACCCCCCCGGAGCGAAAAUGACAUUCCCCGGAGCGAUCGAUUAUCGCCAUUGUUGUCUACUGUUUAUACUAUCGACGACCUAUUAUCGCGUUACCGUUUCCAUUACGGUGAUCGACAAUUACGGGCCCGCGGAAAAGGACCGCGCACGAGAUAUCAAGGAUACCGUCGACGACGCGCGUUCGGAGAAAGCGGAAGACGAGGACGCGGAAAACAAGCAUUUCAUGGACGUGUACUCGCUGCAAAGUGGUCCACAACAGUUGGAGUUUGGACACGUGUUCGAGGAUCCGAACGUCUGGGAACAGAGGUACGAGAAAAAAGAUUUUGACGCUCAACGGUACCAAGGAAAGGUGAAAUGGGGUGACAAGGACGGUGGUUACGGCGAACAAUAUUGGGACUUGAACCAUGGUGGUGCUGGUGAAUCGGCCCAUGUUAGCGAAGACAACGGGCAAUACGAAGAAAUGAAUCCACUCGAACACGCACAGGAAAGCCGUCAAAGAUCCGUAGUAUACAAGCCUGCAGUGGUGAUACAACUCGUGAAGAAUAAAUCUAAGAAACCUACAAGAAGUGUUCGAAACAAUAAUAUAAAUAGAUUAUUAGAACCCGCAGUUACACAAUCAAUGGGAACGGGAAACGCCGAUAAAAAAAACGCUCCUGUAUUAGUUUUCGACCUGAAAACUGGUGUGGUCAUGGACGAAGCCACAGGAAAUAAAUUCAUUUUAAAACCGAUAAAUAAAUAAUAGCAAUCGACCAAUAACGUUUGGAAGUAGAUAAUACGUAUUAAAAAAAAAGUUAAUAAAUGUAACGUCACUGUCUUUCAAAAAUAAUAUUUGGUUCUAAUUUGUUACAACGUUAACGAUGUAGUUUUUUUAAGAUAAAAAAAUACAUAUAUAUUAUAUUUAAAAAUGCACACUAUGCCUUAU